CUGCCCCCAGAGGAGCCCAUCUACUGCUACACGCCGCACAACUUCACGCGCGACCAGGCGCUGUACGCCCGCGGCUACUGCUGGACGGAGCUUCGGGACGCGCUGCCCGGCGUGGACGCCAGCCUGUGGCCGUCGCUGUUCGAGCACAAGUUCCUGCCCUACGCGCUGCUGGCCUUCGCCGCCAUCAUGUACGUGCCCGCGCUGGGCUGGGAGUUCCUGGCGUCCACGCGCCUCACCUCGGAGCUCAACUUCCUGCUGCAGGAGAUCGACAACUGCUACCACCGCGCGGCCGAGGGCCGGGCGCCCAAGAUCGAGAAGCAGAUCCAGUCCAAGGGCCCCGGCAUCACGGAGCGCGAGCGGCGCGAGAUCAUCGAGAACGCGGAGAAAGAGAAGAGCCCCGAGCAGAACCUGUUCGAGAAGUACCUGGAGCGGCGCGGCCGCAGCAACUUCCUGGCCAAGCUCUACCUGGCGCGCCACGUGCUCAUCCUGCUGCUCAGCGCCGCGCCCAUCUCCUACCUGUGCACCUACUACGCCACGCAGAAGCAGAACGAGUUCACGUGCGCGCUGGGCGCCGCCCCCGACGGCGCGGGCGCGGGCGCGGGCGCCGGCGCCGUGCGCGUGAGCUGCAAGCUGCCGUCCGUACAGCUGCAGCGCAUCAUCGCGGGCGUGGACAUCGUGCUGCUGUGCGUCAUGAACCUCGUCAUCCUGGUCAACCUCAUCCACCUGUUCAUCUUCCGCAAGAGCAACUUCGUGUUCGACAAGCUGCACAAGGUGGGCAUCAAGACGCGCCGCCAGUGGCGCCGCUCGCAGUUCUGCGACAUCAACAUCCUGGCCAUGUUCUGCGACGAGAACCGCGACCACAUCAAGUCGCUCAACCGCCUGGACUUCAUCACCAACGAGAGCGACCUCAUGUACGACAACGUGGUGCGCCAGCUGCUGGCCGCGCUGGCGCAGUCCAACCACGACGCCACGCCCACCGUGCGCGACUCGGGCGUGCAGACGCUGGACCCCAAAGCUGCGCUCCCUGAGAAGGAGAUCCCGUUCCCUGCAGAGCCAGCCCGGGUGGGGCUUCCCUCUGGGGGCCCGUUCCAUGUCUGCUCGCCGCCCGCAGCCCCCUCGGCAGCCUCUCUGUCCCCCGCCAGCCUGGGCAAGGCGGACCCCCUUACCAUCCUGAGCCGAAACGCCACCCACCCCCUGCUGCACAUCAGUACGCUGUACGAGGCCAGGGAGGAGGAGGACGGGGCUCCCUGCGUGCCCCAGGACGUGGGCGACCUCAUCACCAUCCCCGCCCCGCAGCAGAUCCUCAUUGCCACCUUCGACGAGCCCAGAACAGUCGUGAGUACGGUGGAGUUCUGAGGGCGCGCGCCGACGGCUGCCAAAAGGCGUCUGCGUUGAGUGCGGCCGCCUUCGGCAGCGCCAGCCCCGGUGGAUGCGGCCUCCCCCCGUGCCCGGGGCCCAGCACCCCACCCGCUCCACAGGGUGGGGGGCUGACAGGAUCGCCCGGUGCUGGCUCGGGUGGGCCGUAGCUGGAAAGGCAGGAGCCCGCGCCCCUGCCCCACACACUUGGCUGGGGGGUGUGAAUGAAGAGUUUAUUUUUUUAGCCAAUGUCGCCCUGGGCCGGGCUGUGGCAGGACAGCCCGGUGCCCCCAGCCCAGGGAGCCAAGAGGACGCCGGCCAGCGGGCGGCAGGCCCGUGGGCACAUGCUCAGGGCAGCCCCCUUCAGGGACCUGACGCCCGGGUGGGGGACCAAAGUCCACCCUCGGGUCAAAGAUCAACUGCACUUUCUCCUUGUAGCCUGACAUACCUUUUAUUUUACUAAGAUGAACUAAUACGCAUAUUUAUCAUCAGGAGACCUAGAGUGAGCGGAACACAAAGUACAGUGUGUGUGAACGGGCAGCGGAAGGCGUGAGCGUGCGUGUGCACCGUCAAGCCUGUGCAGUGUAGAUGCAGUCAUGUGUGCGGUUGAGCCUGUGCGUGCAUGCGUGAGUGUCUGGGUGAAGUGUGUGGGGCUGGCCUGUGCGCGUCAAGCCUGCCUGUUGUGGAUGGUUGCGAAUGGACGUGUGCACGGUGAAGCCUAUGCACGCAUGCCAGCAGCUCUGGGUGUGAGAGUGUGCACGAUUGAGCCUGCGUGUGCCCCGGGGCCCCCUGGAAGCCGGUGCACGGGAGACGCGUGAGUGAGUGGGCAUGUGCGGGCCAGGGUGUGGCCGUGCGUGGGAAGGGGCCCACCGCAAUAACCACGCCCCCCACCCGGGCCCCCAACCCCACCGCACUGCCCCCGUGGGAGCACGCGGUCCCUCCCCUUUACCUCAGCCGCGGCAACCUGCAAGAAGGACCCAGGUGGCACUGAGCAUAUCAAUAAAUCCUAUUCUGAUAACCGCC
Messenger RNA from Carlito syrichta (Philippine tarsier), 2379 nucleotides. It is a transcript of the gene PANX2, whose product is annotated as pannexin 2. Gene Ontology annotation, molecular function: channel activity. The record is from RefSeq and is a predicted model, not a curated record. Gene Ontology annotation, biological process: positive regulation of interleukin-1 production; monoatomic cation transport. Lineage: Eukaryota; Metazoa; Chordata; Mammalia; Primates; Tarsiidae. The coding region runs from base 187 to 1356 and encodes 389 amino acids. The transcript is spliced from 2 exons.